CGUCCUCAGAGAGAAAGAGAGCAUGCUGACUUCAGACUGACAUUCGAGUCAACCCACAGGCAACAGUGGUGACCGUGCAGGCGGGACUCUCCUUCUUUCUGUGGUUAUUCUGAGAGUUCGCUCUUCUGUGCAACAGCAUGUUUCUUCCUUCCCCGUCUUCACUUGACGAGCUGACGGGGUAUUCUGAAAGUCAUGGGAGUGGUCUUUCUCAAACGAGUCCUGGAAUGUGCUUUUAAAGGGAGGAAAUCCCUAUCAACUCGUCUCCUUAACCCUGUUUUUAGUUUUUUCCCUCUUCCCUGGGAUUGCUGCUUAAGUCUCCUUCCAGACGCUGGAAACUGGAUCUACUUGUGUAACAUUCUUAGAUUACAGCAAAUCCUUUUUUCUCCCCCACUUCUUGUACUUUCUUUGUACUCAUCCUGUGCUAUUCUUUACUGAAAAGCAAAUCUUUUUAAAAAGGAAAUCUCCUGCUCUCCACUUUAAGGAACGGCUGCUGGAAUUGCGCAAAUUGUACGAGUGUGUUGGUGUUCGGGACUCAACCUUUCCUGGUGGUGGGGAUACCUUACAGUGGCCCUAGGCGACCUGUUGGAGCUGUGUUUCUUGCUGUGUCAUUAGAAUAAGACUGUACGAAAACGAGUGAAACAGGAAAAAGGAACUCUUUCUUUAAAAGGUCUUAUGGGACUUUUUGUUUUUAUGUAAAGAGCAUGAUGAAGAGUCAAUCUGCUCCCCAUGUCUGCUACGGUUAGACUACAGCCUGUGUACUCAUGGAAGGGGGUGCUCAAGCUCUUCUCUUGCAUAGCUGCCCGAACUGCUAGUAAACCUAAAGAGGUCCACACAUUUCAAGGAAAAAAGAAAGACUUACUUGGGAAUCAUAUGGACGAAGAAAUGAGUCGCCAGACUGCCACAGCGCUGCCCACAGGAACCUCCAAGUGUCCCCCUUCUCAGCGCGUCCCAACCUUGUCAGGCACCACCGCAUCCAACAGUGACCUCGCCAGCCUAUUUGAGUGUCCUGUCUGUUUUGACUAUGUGCUGCCGCCCAUCCUGCAGUGCCAGAGUGGCCAUUUGGUUUGUAGCAACUGUCGGCCCAAACUCACCUGCUGCCCCACCUGCAGAGGCCCACUUGGGUCAAUCCGCAAUUUGGCCAUGGAGAAAGUGGCCAACUCGGUUCUUUUCCCCUGCAAGUAUGCCUCAUCAGGCUGCGAAGUUACUCUACCGCAUACAGACAAGGCUGAACACGAGGAGCUUUGUGAAUUCCGGCCAUACUCUUGCCCUUGUCCUGGCGCAUCCUGCAAGUGGCAGGGAUCUCUCGAUGCCGUCAUGCCUCACUUGCUGCACCAGCACAAGUCCAUAACCACGCUACAAGGUGAGGAUAUUGUCUUCCUGGCCACAGACAUCAACUUGCCUGGGGCAGUGGACUGGGUCAUGAUGCAGUCGUGCUUCGGCUUCCAUUUUAUGCUCGUGCUGGAGAAGCAGGAGAAAUAUGACGGCCACCAGCAGUUCUUUGCCAUCGUGCAGCUGAUCGGCACACGGAAACAAGCGGAAAACUUCGCCUACCGGUUGGAGUUGAACGGCCACCGGCGGCGACUCACCUGGGAGGCGACGCCACGUUCCAUCCAUGAGGGCAUUGCCACUGCCAUCAUGAACAGUGACUGCCUGGUGUUUGACACCUCUAUUGCUCAGCUGUUUGCAGAGAAUGGCAACCUGGGUAUCAAUGUCACCAUAUCCAUGUGCUGAGGACUAACAGCCGUGCGUACUUGAACACAUACACACAUACAACAUGAAACCAGACAUUUCAAAAGACCGCAGGAUACCUUGAGUUGUGCUUGGGGGACGGGGGAGUAGCUAACCUAGGGAAAUUUUUGCUGUUGUAUGUUCCAAGUAGUUAUAAAAAAACAAAAAAACAAAAAACUGUAAUUGGUUGGAGCUUGGCACAUGCAACCUGACUUUACUCCUGGGUUCUCAGUUUUAUGCUACAAUAUUAUAUAAAUUAAAUAAUUAAUGUAUUCUACACUUUUGAGAGCAACAUUUAUUGCCCUCGAAGGGAUAGGAAAGCCAUGUAUGUGGAAUGGACUUUUGCAGAUGUGGCAUUUGGAACAAGGGUUUGAGGAACAGCACGCAGAACUGGAUGGCGGUUGGGAAUAUUGAUCAAUUUUGCGGUGGGUUUGCUCAAAAGGUGCAACCCUUAGAGCAUUUCAUUCUGUUUUUGUUUCCCAAGAUGUUUCACAUUUCAGUUCAGAUAAAACACUAACGUUUAAAUAUUAGGUUUUGUUUUAUGUCCCCCACCCCCCUCUAAUUUUCCCUACCUUGAGUAUGAUACAGAAAGUUUUGAUAAUUGGUGCAUGACCACUGGAUUAGUUAUAACAUGUCCAGAUUUCAUUUUAGAGGUCUUGUUUGUUUCUGCCUAUCAUUGCAGUGUUUCUCCUGUUUGUUUUUGAAGGGAUAGUUUCAUAACUUGGCACACGCACAUCAAGCCAGGUUAUAAAAAGUCUUUUUUUUUUUUUUAAAUCAAUGCCACGCUUCUUUUGUUGUAUCAAAAACUCUUUAACGGCUAGAUUUCAGAUAGAUCAUACGUUUUGUUUCCUGAGAUGGGCGCCCUCCAUUACAAACAAUGGAGUAAGCACUGCACUGAAUAUCAGGCUUGGAACAGGGGCAAUUAUUACAGUUAUUAUAAUGAUAUUGUCAUAAUUAUCAUUUUGCAAUGACUUAUAAGAAAAUGGAAUGAAAAGGCUGUUGUAACAUUGUGGCUAAUCUUCAGUGUUUGUAGAUAGUGUUGUUCUUCAGAAGACCUAAAUGUCUUCUUUUUCUCUUUUUGUAAGUCAAUAUUUUUGUUGCUAUUCUUUGUAUGUCUGUAUUUCUGUUGUGUUUUUUUUUUUGUUUUUGUUUUUUUUGCAAGGAUAGGGUGAAGCAAAGCCAAACAUCUCUGUGGAUACAUUGUACUGUUGCUAGUCCUGAUCUCUAAUUUUAUUUGUUUUGUUUUGUUCUAUUUUGCCAGUAAAUAAAUCUAUCUUUUUCAUA
Pimephales promelas (fathead minnow) is the source of this 3012-nucleotide messenger RNA. It is a transcript of the gene siah1, whose product is annotated as siah E3 ubiquitin protein ligase 1. NCBI's taxonomy places the organism in Eukaryota, Metazoa, Chordata, Actinopteri, Cypriniformes, Leuciscidae. Gene Ontology annotation, cellular component: cytoplasm. Gene Ontology annotation, molecular function: zinc ion binding; ubiquitin conjugating enzyme binding; ubiquitin protein ligase activity. Gene Ontology annotation, biological process: proteasome-mediated ubiquitin-dependent protein catabolic process; multicellular organism development. The record is from RefSeq and is a predicted model, not a curated record.